AUGGUCACGUGGGUGGUUACAGACGUGGAGGGCAGCACACAGCUGUGGGAGUGGGACGCUGAUGUCAUGGAUGACGCGGUGGAGCGCCACAACAAGAUCUUGCGGGGGCUGCUGGACGUGCACGGCGGCCACGAGGUCCGCACCGACGGCGACUCCAUGUGCGCUGCCUUCCACGAUGCCGUGGACGCGGUGACCUGGGCUGUCGCAGCGCAGGCAGCGCUGCUGGCGCACCCCUGGCCAGCCCGCCUGCUGGAGCAUCCCUACUGCGCGCCAGUGACGCUGGUGUUCCAGAAGACGUGUUUGUGCAUGACGUGA
Monoraphidium neglectum is the source of this 315-nucleotide messenger RNA. RefSeq lists its product as hypothetical. Lineage: Eukaryota; Viridiplantae; Chlorophyta; Chlorophyceae; Sphaeropleales; Selenastraceae. The record is from RefSeq and is a predicted model, not a curated record. Bases 1 to 315 code for a protein of 104 amino acids. The transcript has 3 exons.